Molecule: messenger RNA, 2015 nt
Organism: Neocloeon triangulifer
Lineage: Eukaryota; Metazoa; Arthropoda; Insecta; Ephemeroptera; Baetidae
Product: testis-expressed protein 264-like
Exons: 4
Coding region: 96-884 (262 amino acids)
Biological process (GO): protein-DNA covalent cross-linking repair; reticulophagy
Cellular component (GO): nucleus; endoplasmic reticulum membrane; replication fork
Source: RefSeq, a predicted model, not a curated record
UAUAAACAAAUCAGUAGAAACUCGAAUAUUGAAAAAUAACAUGAACACAUAAUUAUUUUAAUUUUACAUGAAUUAUGAAGUGAUGUGAAGCAAUAAUGGAUAUUCUGCAAAAAUUUAUUUUGAACAGUAAAGCAGCAAAUUAUGUCGUCAAUUUCUUCGAAAAUCUUAAAAUACUGCCAAUUCGAGAAGAGAAAAUCAACUUUUUGACAGAGGUUUCGCCGGCAGUGGCUUUGUGUGCCGGCUUUGUGUUCGCCUUCAUCAUCUUCCUGCUCUACAGCGGUAUGUGCCACAGAGUCAAGGUCAAGACAGACUACAGUCUGAGGCCUAUGAUGACCAUUGCCUACCUGUUCGACUUUGGCGGCUACAGAGAGGCAGCCAAGGCUAUGGACGAGUGGCGACUUUUGUAUCCGUCACUCCCCAGAAUAACCAUUCUGUACAACAGCCCUGUGUAUGCCAUGUACCCAGAGCUACCUCCUGAAGAAAUAAAAUUGAAGAAUAAAUUUGCCUCCUAUGCGAUUGGUUUUGUGAUCAGUGAAGGAUCAAACAAGGUCUGUGAAAGAAAGUACUGCAAAUUAAAAGAGCUUGGGUUCAACUUCACCGUGCUUCCUGAAGACUCUUAUGCUGUGACAACCAAAUUUGUGCACCGAAACUACUUGUCCCUCUUUUUUGCUUCCCAGAAGAUUUUUAUGCCUUUGAUGCGUUUUGUUCAGGACAAAUACUUGUGCGCCCAUCCACUAAUCCAAAUUGACCAAAGAGGGAUGUUGGACUUUUUUGCUCCUCUCGGCAAACAGUACGAUUUCUAUGUUCAGGAAGCUUCCACUUAUUACGGCGUUUCAUUGGUACACAAGGUGAGUCGUAUUCAGCUAGUGAAAGAAGAAAAUUAAAUGGACCAAGACUGAUUUUGGUUUUUCGCCAAAAUCUGAUAUUCUAUCUCGUCAGAGGGCUCUGUGAAAAACAUCAUGUUUUUUUUUUAAUUUUGUGAUAAAAAGUUUGGCAUCAUUUUGAUGUGUUUAGGGCUUUUUUUUAAUUGCUAAUUAGUUUUUAUCUAAGAGGAAACCAUGUAAUGAGAUGAAAUUUAUGUAAAAACCAAAUAAUGUAGAGCAAUGUAACUAUGUAUCAAAAUCGUAUAAUUAUUAAGUGAAGAGUUAAAAACAAUACUCAUUUUCAUGUUGAAAAUGAUUUUUACACUACUGGAUUUUAAGAUAAAUGAUAACGCAGUAGCUUUCGAAUUCCAAAACCGUUUGUAUUCAGGUCGAAUCUCAAAUAUUCUGCUUUGGAAUUAUUGUGAUCUCUUGCUUAUUGCUCAGCGUUUGAAAUUUCAAACUUUCGAUAACUCUUAAUAAGGAAUUAGGAAAUCCUUUCUUGCAAAAUGUGCAUGUCCUGCACAAAAAAUAAGUAUAAUUUUAAUUGAUAAUUAUGGAAGAUAAUUUUGCUUGUACAUAUCAGUGUGUAUUAUGCCAUGUCUUAUGCCUUUGUUUUAAAUUGUGUCGAUAGAGGAUAUUGGUGAGAAUCAGUAAAAUUAAUUUCUUUGCGCAAAAGAUUUUUCUUGUCUAUUUUAUUUCCAUCUAGAUUAUUUGGACUAUGAAUCAGAAUUUUAGAUUGCAAAUUGACCCUUUUUAAGUUUGCAGACUAUCAUCAAUAAUUGUUUGGGCUGUACUAAAAAUUGAAUCAUGAAUAAAAAAUUCUGGUCCAAGAAAUAAAAUGCCGUCAUUUGUACAAUGAGGUUGCAUUUUAAAUGCACAGUACUAGCUGCGUAUGCAAAAUUUUAUUCCCAAAAAAACUGAAAUUUCUUUAGGAGAUAUUUUAGCAAUGUGUGUGCGCAGCAGCUGAAAAUAAUGAAAAGAUAUAAUAUAUCAAUAAUAUAAAUUGAAACACUGAAUCCAGUUUUAAUUUUACACUGGCAUAAAAAAUACUUUUGAAGCUGCGAUCGAAAAAUACUUCUUGACUCUGUUUUGCAAGAUAAAAAUUUAAUGUGUUUUUACAUAUAAAUAACACCGAUGUUAAAAAAAAAUUCA